ACCGCAACCCCCUCAGAGUCGCGCGCGAGGCGUGAGGCGGUGCUGAGGAUCUGAGGCCACGGGCAGCCAGACGCCGGGACUGUCCAGCGAGCGAGUCAGCGGGCGAGCCAGCGGCGGGAACCCGCAGCCACAGCAGCCCCGGAGCCACAGCCGCAGCCGCCGUCCGCGGAGCCCAGCCCAACCGGCCAUGGCGCUGUCGAUGCCCCUGAACGGGCUGAAGGAGGAGGACAAAGAGCCCCUCAUCGAGCUCUUCGUCAAGGCUGGCAGUGAUGGCGAAAGCAUCGGAAACUGCCCCUUUUCCCAGAGGCUCUUCAUGAUCCUUUGGCUCAAAGGAGUCGUGUUCAGUGUCACCACCGUUGACCUGAAAAGGAAACCUGCAGAUCUGCAGAACUUGGCUCCUGGGACCCACCCGCCGUUUAUAACCUUCAACAGCGAAGUCAAAACGGAUGUAAAUAAGAUUGAGGAGUUUCUUGAAGAAGUCUUGUGCCCACCCAAGUACCUAAAGCUUUCACCAAAACACCCAGAGUCGAACACUGCUGGAAUGGACAUCUUUGCCAAAUUCUCUGCUUACAUCAAGAACUCAAGACCAGAGGCUAAUGAAGCACUGGAGAGGGGGCUCUUGAAAACGCUGCAGAAACUGGAUGAGUAUCUCAAUUCUCCCCUCCCUGACGAAAUCGAUGAGAACAGUAUGGAGGACAUCAAAUUUUCCACACGUCGGUUUCUGGACGGCGAUGAGAUGACAUUAGCAGACUGUAACCUGCUGCCCAAGCUCCACAUUGUCAAGGUGGUGGCCAAAAAAUACCGCAACUUUGAUAUUCCUAAAGGAAUGACAGGCAUCUGGAGAUACCUGACAAACGCCUACAGCAGGGACGAGUUCACCAACACCUGUCCCAGCGACAAGGAGGUGGAAAUCGCGUACAGCGAUGUCGCCAAGAGACUUACUAAGUAGACAACACUUUCAAGAGAGAUGCCUUCCGAUCCCCUGAGAAUACGCUUUCCUAACAGACUGCUCCGCCUCCUACAGUAGAAGUGUAUUUUGCAUGAACACACAGUUACUCAAGACUAGGACUAAGGGUAGACAAAGUAGGCCUCUCCAGCACACACUCCUGAGCAGUAUUAUCCCAAACUCCUCACCCAGCUCACAGACCCUGCCCUGCCCAUCUGCCGCCCUCCAGUCUGGAGGUACUUCGCCACAAGCAUGUCACCCAAGAGGCAGUUGGCUGUCACUCUGGAGCCCCGACCAUCACGUCCCUUCACUGUGUAGAUGGCAGAACUUGAAGUGCAGUGUUCGGCCAUUAGAAAAGUUGCCUGCGACACCAGUGGACCCCUCGUUGCGGUGUGCAUGGUAUAGGAACAUUUAUGUAUUGGGGGAGUUACUACUGUGUCAGACAUGCUGUUCCGGUGUAGUCUGUUCUGGAAUGUCUGAGUGAGGAGACUGCAUCUGUAGAGGCCCUGGUUUCUAGGUAGACUUUUAAUUUUGCCUAAAAUGUGUCAUUUGUAUAAAUUGUAGCAUCUGAUACUACAUAGAAAAUGAAGGACUGAGGGUUAGGAAGGCAAUUUCAAAAUGACAAGAGAAGAUUGGGUGGGGUCCCUGUUAAUCUUACCUCCUGGGAGGGAAUCACCCAGGCCUGCUCACACAUCUACAGCAAGCAGUAUUGCUGCCUUCCUCCUAACAGACUUUUUCUUUUCUCUCUUUUUGUGGUGCUUGGGAUGGAGCCCAGGGCUUUGUUUAGGCCUGACAAGGCUCUGCCCCUGAGCUCUGUGUACAAAGCUCCUUUCUUGGGUGACCAAUAUCUUCCUGUCUUUGAGCAACAAAGGCCAGCCAGCAUGCGAGCUACACAGAAGUUAACCAGGUUCAGCGGGAAUUUGCCGAAAUGUUAAGUAUACUCUAUUCUGGAGAGGGGUGAAGAAUGGGCCAUCUUAAACUCCUGUGAAGCCCAGGCCCCCACCUCCAUUUGCAUCAGACUGGGUGAGAGGUCCUUCACUUCUCUUGGGAUAAAUUGUAGUUGUCACAGUGAGUGUGUAUUUCCACAGUUUUGCCUAAUGUCAGUCACCACGCAGAAGGCUAACCUUCUGUGUCUUUCUUGCCGUUUGUUUUGAGACAGGAUGUUACUCUGAAGCCCUGGUUGGCCUGGAACCUGAUAGGCGACCAAGCCAGCCUCCGACUCGUGGCGGCCCUCUUGCAUUUGCCUCCUGAAUUCGAGCUAGGAUUACGGGCCUGCACCACCACGUCUGGCUUGUUUUCUCAUCUUUAAAAACCAAGUCUAAGCUAAAGUUGUUUGCAGUCUAACAAACCAGAGGCCCCUCCCACCCACACAAAAUGGCUUUCUCAGUACUCCAGGGCCUGCUUGUGACUUUGUGUACUGUGCUACAUUUUUUUUUUUUUUUAAACAUGUCCGGCGAAGUGCUCUUUUUUUAGAGACGUCUCACUCCACAGUUCCCUGCUUUAAGGUGGCUGUGCUUUCCCCUGUGGUGUGCUGACACUUAAUAAAUGCCAGCUUUAUGGAACCAUUCUGACUCAUGGCAGCUCCCUUUUAAAACUUACUAAUACUUCACUUAGCACAGGGGUUAGGGAGCACUUCACAGUGGUCCCUGUGGCUCAGGGAGAUCCCGUGGCCAUUGCUAAUCAGGGUGUGAGCACCCUUUAUGUACAAACUGGGUGGUGGUCUGUCUGGUUCCAAUGGGAGGCACUAUCUCUUCUCCUUUGAGAAACGACCCUGCAGUGUCUCGGUGGUUGGAAGUGUCCCAGCUUUGCUUAGUGAUGACUUGGCCGUGGGUGGGGUUGAGUUUUGACGAUUCCAGAGAAGAGGUGCCAGGCGAGGGCUCCUGGGUAAGAGCCGUCUGUGCUCCUCACAGCAGAGGGUGUGCAGACAGGCUUUAGUGGGUGGGAGGUGCCCACGAUUGAGUGUUUAUUCUCCUUGGCUUCCUAAGUUGCCUCUUGGUUGCUCUUGCUGUCUCUGGAUAUCCAAAGAAAGUCUGUCUAAAUUGUUUUCCUUUAUAGAGACACAGUUUUGUCAAGAAAGUCAAACAGAUUUGAGAUUGGCAGAUGGACAGAAGCUUUAAAAAGGAAGAACCCACAGCAAGCACUCUGACCCUAGCCGAGAUCAUGGCUUACGAUCUUGAAAUGCGAACUGUGAUGUCUCCAUGCAGCUAAUGCAGACCAUGGGCUGACAUCCACCGAGUGGCUCUUCCCUUGAUCUUGCUUAGCCUCUGAUCUAUGUAAGCCCUCCGUCUUGGAGCAGGGAUUCUGAGUGGAGUCUGCCUAUUUUCCAGUCCAGUGGAUAUUAAGAGACUAUUAAACAGUGGGAAGCCUGACUGUUUUAAGUUCCAUCACUUCCUUUUUGAUAUAGAUACAGACUUUGAAUACAAUGCAAUUUCCUCAGUAACAUUAGCUUUCAUAGCAGUUUAUACCAUUAAGAGAAUCUGACUGGUUUGUACACUAGGUGGGUCAGCUCUAGAAUUUAGGCAUUUAUACUUUUCCUGAGUUAUACUCCCAGAACCUCCUCAGAAUUGCAUGUAGAUAGCAUUUAUUUCUGCAUAUUUAAAAAAAACAUUUAGGAAAUAUCUACAAAGAAAAUGUAAAGUAGAAAUUAUUUUUUUUUUCAUGAAGAUUUUGGCCCAUACUUCAUCAAGUUGUAAUGGAUUCUCCAGUUUCUUGAGCUGGCAAUAAUCAACAUUUGGUUCAGAGAGCGAGAGAGCAUUUGUUAGUGAAACUCACAGACUUCUAAAAGUUCAUUGUUACAAUUAUCAAAGUGGGGGAAACUAAAAUUACCUUAUCAAGGAAAACAUAUUAAGUCACAAGCCAUACAUGUUUAGCUCCCAAGCCAUAAUGCCGAACAGCUUUGGAGUAUUGUACAGAAAGCUCCUUACAAAAUGCUUGCAUUUUCUUCUCUCUGGAACAUCAACACCAGUGUAUUGCUGGCAGCUAUUGUAUUAAAAAAAAUAAAUAUAUUUUCACUAUCAAA
Mus pahari (shrew mouse) is the source of this 3965-nucleotide messenger RNA. RefSeq names its product chloride intracellular channel 4 (gene Clic4). NCBI's taxonomy places the organism in Eukaryota, Metazoa, Chordata, Mammalia, Rodentia, Muridae. The record is from RefSeq and is a predicted model, not a curated record. The transcript has 6 exons. Bases 188 to 949 code for a protein of 253 amino acids.